AUGCCUCCCGAAUUUCCUGCUCUCGGUUCGGCGGCUGUUGUUACUGCCAUGUGUAGUGCCGCCCAACUGCAGCUAGAAGACGAGGAUGAAAAUAUCCAGGGCGGUGCUCAAUGGAUCUACGAUGCUGGUCCGGUCCACACCAAAGAUUCGCCCAUGGCCAGAGAGUUCAAUUCUGGCCCCUAUGUCCCUGAGCACAAGCGGUAUAUUGAAGUUUUAGAGCAACCUGGAUGCUUGGCUUCCGACAUGGAAGUGGCUAUGCUAUUCACUUUAGGGCAAGUGUAUGGUAUCAAGACUGGCUGUGUUCUCGCUCCUAUUCGUGGUGGAAGUGAUCCCAUCUCUGACAAGGCAAACCUCAAGAGUGAGGUGAUUGGUCGCUCGUGA
This is a messenger RNA of Perkinsus marinus ATCC 50983, 381 nucleotides long. RefSeq lists its product as hypothetical. NCBI's taxonomy places the organism in Eukaryota, Perkinsozoa, Perkinsida, Perkinsidae. Bases 1 to 381 code for a protein of 126 amino acids. The record is from RefSeq and is a predicted model, not a curated record. Gene Ontology annotation, biological process: nucleoside metabolic process. The transcript has a single exon. Gene Ontology annotation, molecular function: catalytic activity.